Messenger RNA from Cuculus canorus (common cuckoo), 2757 nucleotides. RefSeq names its product MAD2L1-binding protein-like. Gene Ontology annotation, cellular component: nucleus. The transcript is spliced from 2 exons. NCBI's taxonomy places the organism in Eukaryota, Metazoa, Chordata, Aves, Cuculiformes, Cuculidae. The record is from RefSeq and is a predicted model, not a curated record. Gene Ontology annotation, biological process: regulation of exit from mitosis. The coding region runs from base 39 to 956 and encodes 305 amino acids.
GGGAGCUGAAGCACUAGCACAGGUUGCCCAGAGAAGUCAUGGAUGCCCCAGCCCUGGAGGAGUUCAAGGCCAGGCGGGAUGCGGCUUUGCGCGACGCGAUCCAUAGCGGUUUCCCUCCCAAUGAAUCAGGGAGAUGCUCUGAGGCAGCGGCCGCCGCGCGGGGUCACGGGAAAUGGAGUCGCCCCCGCCUACGCCUACGUGCGCACCCCGAAGGCGCAGAACCACAGUUCCCGGCGUUCCCCGCGGCGCCCCCGCCCGCUCUCUCAACCCCCGCCCUCCCGCGAAAGCCCAUGGGAGCUGCAGUCCGAGCCCAGGGGCGCCGCCUGCUGGCCGUGUGCACCGCGCUCCGGCCCCGCUGCCCGGCUCCCUCCGCGGGAGGCGGCGCCCGCGCUGUUUGCGAACGCGGCGAGUCCCGCUCGGAUGAAGAUGCGAGUAAGAAGCCAUCCUCCCUAGACCGGGCAAGCAAGAAAUGGCAGCAGCUGCUGACAGACCUGGAGGGACUGUUCCGGCACAUGGAAGUAAUGUUCAGUUUGACACGGGUUCCUCGGGUUCUAUUUCUACUUGGAGGCACUGUUAUGAGCCCCAGGGAGUUCUAUGAGCUCAACUUGGAGAGUAUCUGUGAGGGCAGUGCUGAGGACAGCCUGGAACCUGCUUCCUGCGUUCGCAAGCUUUUUCACUCUCUCUUUGUUGCGGAUGUCUUCAGUGAACUUGAGGACCUGCCUGUCAUGGGCACUGUUGUCAUGCUCCAGGGGCACCGCAGUUGUGGUGAUGACUGGUUCCGGCCUAAGCUCAACUAUCAAGUGCCGACGCGAGGGAGGAAACUGACCGUGAACUUGUCCUGUGAUGGAGGCAUCGACAUAAGCGCCUCACCUUAUCAGCCUCUGGCUUCUACUUCUACUUGGGAGGACUAUGUCUGGUUUCAAGCACCGGUGACCCUCAAAGGCUUUCAAGAAUGACCUGUGCUCUGUGGAACUCUAGUGGAAUAUUGAAUGAGCUUUGGGGAUGCUUUAAGGGACACUGACUUUAUCAAAUGUAACCGCAUAUUCUUGUCUGUUUGGGUCUCUUCUUCAGGGCAUCUGCUGUCUUCCUACAGCUCGACCCUGUUCCUCUGCCUUCACCUCUGGAAUUGUUGUUGAAAGCAAAUACCUGUUAAGGUAGCCACACCUUCACCACCCCCACCCCCCGAGUGAUUCUAUAGGGACCUGAGUUGUAGCACGGGAGGUGAAUUGCUGUGUGGGGAGUAAAAGUUUCCUGUUGUGUGCUUACUGAAUUGGCAAAUACUGGAGACAGUCUUCUCUCUCCCGGCUGUUUCUCUGGUAACAAAUACUAUGUUAGCUGAUUUGUUUGGGGCUCUAGAUAGUGUGUUUGAAUACACUUGGCCUUUGCCAUCAAGGCCAUCACUGUUCUUUGUCUCUCCUGCUUCUGUAAAAGGAGAACUUUCCCUGCAGGCUGAUCAGGCCUGAGUACUUAAUAAUCCAAAGAGUGGGACUGGGAGGUCUCAUACCUAGCACCGCGUUGUACUGGUGAUGAGAAGAGGUGGAGCAGCCCUGUGGAGGCAGGGAAUUGCAUCUUCCUGGUUUUUUUCCUAACCUUUAGUCCAAGAGCCCUGACAAUCAGUUAGAUACACAGUUACAAUUGAAAGUAAGCAGUUCCUGCUCUAACCCUCUUCAGAGGAAGCUGGGACACCUGCCUCAAUAUCCCAGUUUAUGUUUCCUUAAAACAACAACAACAACAAAGUCGAUUUGUUUACUUUCACGUCUUAGAAGUCUUAGACUCUAAAUGUUUCUGACAGGUGAGGAAGAGGGGAGUGUGAUCAAAUUCAGCAUUGGCUUUACCUGUCAGAUUACCCUUCUGAGUCCAAAUGUAUUCCCUGGAAGCAGAACACGAGCCUUUCCUUCUGGCCUGGUGUCUGACACAAAGUGGAGGAGGAGGGAGUAGAGCACGGUGUGUCAGGACUAGACAGUUGCUGGAGGCCUCUUCAGUCAGCUGGGUACGCCUGUAGCCUAAGGAGCUUAAUGGCUCCUAUAACUGUCCCGUUUAAAGAGAACCUGGAGCCUACUGGUAGCGAGGUUGCUUGGAGUUUCUUGCUAGCAAGAACUGCAGGGUGGGGUGGUGAAAGUCCUUUGAAAGGAGAGUAAAGGUUGAAGUAACCCUCUAUGCUUGGUGCCUACUUUUACUCUGGCCUUUUGGAACUAAACGGGACUAUAGAACUAGGAGGAAAGGUAGUUGAUAUUUUUGAGCUUGGAGAACACUGGGAGUGCUGUCUCUGCCUUCUUAUGCGUUAGCAGCUGUUUACGACGUGUAGUAACUGCUAAAGCUGGCUCUGGAGGAGAAACUGCUAGAAUGCAGAAGGCUGCUGUGUGUGCAGCUGCCCACUUGACUGUGUACUUGCAGGUCUCAUAAAUGAAAUGUGACCUGAAUGUAGCGUGUGUGCAGGAGAUGAAAACCCUUCCCAAUUCCACCCAAGCUGUUUGUAAUGCAUAUUUCCGGAUGCUAACGCUCGAGCAUUUAAAGAAGGCUUUGAGCAGAAGCCUUGGCUCUGAGGAACAAGGGGCCAGUUCCUUUCUCCUCACUUCCCCAACCAAAUACAAUGUUACUGUGGUGAACUGUUGACAUAUUCUGUUCUAGUUGAACAAUGAAUGCAGCAAUGACGUGGUGCCGGGAAUGAAAGAAGACAAGAUGCUUUUUGUUGUUGUGAUGAAGCAUUUUUGAGGUUAACAAGUUAAGUGCUAUAAGUUAUCCAAAUAAAAUAUUGGC